GAAAAUUUAGAAAGUAUGUCAGAGUCGGCAACAAUAGAUGUCAAUGGUCCUUCUGCAGAUGUCUCCUACACAGACUCACCCUCCUGUUUAGAAGCCAGCUCCAUCGCGGCAGACUUGCCUCAGAAUGAAACAAAGAAUGUAAAAUGGGGAAAUGAGUCUGCACACACACUCUCUGAAGAUAUUUAUAGCACACAAGACAGUUUGUUAGGCGAUAUCAACCUUGGUAAUUAUGCAGAGAGUAUACAGAAUCAACCAGCUAACACUAGACUUUCUUCCUUGAGACAAUUUGAACCCACUUGCAAAUUUCACUGGAUAGAAGCAUUUAAUGAUGACAUGACAUUUCAAGACCUGAGGGAGGCCUCUUCUGACUCUGAGAGGCUUGAACUGCAAAGCCAGACAUACAAUGAUACAGCAGACAUCAGCGAAAAGUCAGACCCACUUCAGGAAGACAGUCCAAAGGAAACUAGCAUUUUCAACAAUAAAGAUCAACUUGUUCGUGAGCAUGUCAGGACAUCUCCUAGAAGUCUGUCUCUAAACUACUACAGAGGAGAGACACAGGCGUUGGUGGAAAAGUCAUUGGUGAGAAGUGCUAUUGUAGAUGUCGCCUUCAACAUGAGUCAUCCUCAAAGCUUUCUGGGUAAAGAAAAUGUCUGCAGCAGUGGUGAAAAUGCAUUUGAUAAAGAGAACGGCUCAGAUCUCCUCCACUGGAAAGCUGAUGAUAAUGCAGAGGAGCCUGAAGUUUCUUCAAAAGAAAUACAGAAUUCUGGGGAGAUUUCUGAGAUGUCCGUUAGUCACCAGGAGGAAGUCCCAGAAGACGGUAUAGACACCGUAGCCAUUACCUCCCCUUGGUCUCCCCACGGCCUCUUCAAGAGUAGACCUCAGGGCAACUACAUGAUGCCUGAUGGGGAGCUAGGCUUUGAAAGCUUGGAGCCUCUGGAAGAGGACAUGGCUUUAAACGAAGCCUUACAGAAGUUAAAACAGAGUAACAAAAAACAAGAAAUGCAGAUCCAAGACCUCCGUGGUAGGAAUUUGCACCUAGAAAACAGAGUCAAAGAACUACAGACAAAGGCCACCAAACAGCAAGUGUUGGUAGACAUCAUCAAUAAGCUAAAGGAGAACAUCGAAGAGUUAAUUGAUGACAAAUACAACGUGAUCCUAGAGAAGAAUGACAUCAGCAAGAAAUUUCAGGAUCUGCAAGAGGCGUCGGCUAACACCAAAAAGCACCUUCAGGAAUCCAAGAAAGACAAGGAGACCCUACAGCUCCAGGUUAAAAAGAUCAAGGUCCAUUUCGUUCGUUUACAGGAAAGGUACAUUGCUGAGAUACAGCAGAAAAAUAGAUUGGUCAGUCAGUGCCUGGAGAUAGAGAAGACCUUAAGCAAGAAAGACGAAGAGCUACAGAGGCUGCAGCGACACAAAGGAGAGCUGGAGAAAGCCACCAGUUCUGCUUUGGACUUGUUGAAGAGGGAGAAGGAGAUCCGCGAGCAAGAGUUCUUGUCUUUUCAGGAGGAGUCCCAGAGGCGGGAAAAGGAAAACCUAAAAGAAAGACGGAAAUUGAAGUCAAGAGUUGAGAAGCUGGCCACUCAAGUGAAGAGCUUACUGCUCACCUGUGAGAGUGAGAGGGCAAAAACCGCAAAGCUCCAGCAGCAGGUAGACGAGCUGAAGCAGGAGAGCGCAGAGCUCCAGCAGCAGGCUGCAGAGGGGGAGGCACAAACUUGCACCCCUAACUAUGAGAUAAUUCAGUCAAAGGAGCAGGUGGAGGAAGUGAUGGAGCCAGAUGUCACUCAGGACACAAAGGGGACACAUUCUAGUUUGUUCCUGAAUUGCUCAUCCUGUAAAGAAAACCUGGAACUCCAACCUAUGAAGAGAGCGUCUCCACUGGCCUCUAGAAUUCACAGUCUUUUGGCCCUGACGAUAGGACUUCUCACAUAUCAGUUACUGAAACAUAAAAACAGAAUUGCAACUCUUAAAGAGUUAAUUGCUAAUGAAAAAGCACUUCAAGAUCACACCAUUGAGGUCACAGAUUUUGAUGCAGAAGAAGCCAGGAAUGCCAGAGAUGCACCUGUGUUAUUGGCAGACAAACUGGAUAAAUACCACAAUCUAAAUGAGGAGCUUGAUUUCUUGAUCACAAAGCUGGGAGGCCUUCUGGAAAGCAAAGAGGACCACUACAGCAGACUUAUUGAGGAGAACGACAAGUACCGGAGGCAUGUAGGCAGCCUAAUAAAUAAGGUAACAUCAUAUGAAGAAAUUAUCAAAUGUGCUGACCAAAGACUUGAGAUAUCUCAUUCUCAGAUUGCACAUUUGGAAGAGAGAAAUAGACAUUUGGAAGAUUUAAUUAGAAUGCCCAGAGAGAAAGGCAGAAGACCAAGACCAAGAUUAGAAAAUCACCCAAAGUCCAUGACCUUGGUAGGGCAUCUUGAUGGCCACUAUAGAGAAUGCUCUAUCUCCAUGUGAACUGACAGCAAUACAUGAUUAAAUAUUCAGUCCUGAA
Messenger RNA from Acomys russatus (golden spiny mouse), 2488 nucleotides. RefSeq names its product cancer antigen 1 (gene Cage1). The transcript is spliced from 11 exons. NCBI's taxonomy places the organism in Eukaryota, Metazoa, Chordata, Mammalia, Rodentia, Muridae. The coding region runs from base 16 to 2451 and encodes 811 amino acids. The record is from RefSeq and is a predicted model, not a curated record.